Molecule: messenger RNA, 1618 nt
Organism: Helicoverpa armigera (cotton bollworm)
Lineage: Eukaryota; Metazoa; Arthropoda; Insecta; Lepidoptera; Noctuidae
Gene: Fip1
Product: pre-mRNA 3'-end-processing factor FIP1
Exons: 9
Coding region: 82-1548 (488 amino acids)
Cellular component (GO): mRNA cleavage and polyadenylation specificity factor complex
Source: RefSeq, a predicted model, not a curated record
GCAUUCAGUACUCUGUGGAGCAUUCAAAUGUCAAACAAAAUAGCAGGAUACAUACAAAUAAAAAUUUAAAUACUGCAAGAAAUGGCUGAUGCUGCCGUUGAAACGGCACCAGGAGAUGAAAAUGAUGAUAGUUGGUUAUACGGUGAAUCAAAUCCUGAUCAGGUAUCGGAUAAACCUCAAGAGGGUAACGAAAAAGACCAGCAAAAAGAUGUAGCUGACGCCGCAACUGAGGGUGAGGACAAAGACCAGGAGGAGAACGAGGCGGCUAAUGAUGACUCUCACUUCAACGACGAGCAUUUCGCGGAGGUGGCGCGCGAUGGCGAGGAGCGGAACGGAGACGCCGACAGCCAGAACAACGGAGACUCGGACUCGGAUGAUAGCGAUGACAUCAAAGUCACCAUCGGGGAGAUCAAGUCGGGACCACAGGCUUAUGCUAGCCUCAAUAUCAAACGUGGUGUCGGUCUUGUAGCAACUGGUGCUGGGGACAAGCCUCGUGGUGGUACCACCACGGGUGGUAAAGUAACAUUGGAAGAUUUAGACGGGCCGGGCAGCAUCAAUGGUGUGCCUGCUCUAGAGUUUAACAUUGACACCAUUGAAGACAAGCCAUGGAACAAACCUGGAGCUGAUAUAUCUGAUUAUUUCAACUAUGGUUUCAACGAGGUAACGUGGAGCGCGUACUGCGAGCGGCAACGACGCAUGCGCGUCAACGAGGCGGGCGUCGGCCUGCACGUGGGGGCGCCGCCCCGCCCGCCGCCGCCUGACCUCAGGAGACCGCCGGGCCCUAGCAGAAAUGAUGAAGGCAUGCCACCUGCCAUGGCAAACAAUUACCAAUCUAGAGAAAAUACUAUACAGGUGAUGACAGCAGAGCGUCGCGAGUACGGGCGCAGCGGGCACCAGCGCGACAUGGGGGCGCCGGACUACUUCGGGCCUCCGCCCAGCGACCACUACUACCCGCCGCCUCCUCACGCGCCCUACGAGGAACCUUGGGGUCAUCCUGAACAGAGUGGCUGGGCUCCAAGUGAAAUAAAAGAGUUGACGCCGGGCCCGAUGGGUCCGCCGGUGGGGCCGCCCAUGGGCAUGGGGCAGCCGCUCGGCCCGCCGCACAUGUCGGCGCCGCCGCACAUGAUGCCCGCGCCGCCCUACGUGUCGCCCUACCGCCCGCACCCGCCGCCGCACAUGCACGACCGAGACCGAGACCGCGACCGCGACCGCGACCGCGACCGCAUGCGGGAGCGAGACGACCGCGACCGCCGAGACCGCGACCGCAGGGAUGAGGAGGAGAGAGAUAGAGACAGGGAACGAGAUCGCUCUCGUUCGAUCAAGCCUGAUAGGAUAAGGGAAAAAUCAUACAGACGCGAGAGGUCGCGUUCGCGGUCACGCCGUCACAAGUCGCGGUCGCGCUCGCCGCGGCAGCGCGAACGUUCGCGCGACCGGGAGCGCUCGCGUGAGCGAGAGCGGGACCGCUCCAGGGACCGCGAGCGGUCGCGCGACCGAGAACGUAGUGUCAAACCCAAGACAAAGGAUAAGGAAAAAGAUGACGACAAAUAGAUUUGAACAAGCGCUUACGGCCAUCAAGCACGGAGCUGUAACGAACAUAAAUAAAUGAUAAGCACACUUA